Arctia plantaginis is the source of this 246-nucleotide messenger RNA. Lineage: Eukaryota; Metazoa; Arthropoda; Insecta; Lepidoptera; Erebidae. The record is from the annotation of a GenBank genome assembly.
AUGCCGCGAUGCCGCGAUGAUUCCAGGAGGGGGGCAGCGCGGGUUAACAAGUUUAGUGGAGCAUCUGACGACGUAAGCGAAGUUCAAAAGUUGUACCGAUGUCCGCGCAAGAUGAGCGUCAGACGUGGCGUCGACAGACCGACUGUCGGUGAGCGUCGGCACGGCGCGCGCGGCGACAUCGCGCAAUGGGCGGUCUGGAGCACGCCCCGCCCGCCGGCCCGCCUACCCGCCACCACGCCCACCUGA